AUGGCCGCGGAGCGCGCUCUGCAAGCCGCCCGCCUCGGCGACCUGGAGGCGCUGCGGGCGCUGCUGCCACCCCAGGCCGAGCGGGCGCCCCCGCUGCCACCCCCGGCCGCGCUCCGGGACCCGCUGGGCGCCUCGCCGGUGCACCACGCCGCCCGCGCUGGGAAGCUGCGCUGCCUGCGCUACCUGGUGGAGGAAGCCGCGCUGGAGGGUCGCGGGCGGGCGCGGAACGGGGCCACGCCGGCCCACGACGCCGCCGCCGCCGGCCAGCUGGCCUGCCUCCAGUGGCUGCUCGGCCCGGGCGGGGGCCUCGUCCAGGACACCGAUAAUUCGGGGGCCACCGUCUUGCAUCUGGCGGCCCGCUUCGGCCACCACGAUGUCAUCAAUUGGCUCUUGCGUUUCGGAGGCAGUGACCCACUGGUGCCCACCGAGACAGGCGCAUUGCCCGUUCAUUAUGCUGCCACAAAAGGAGAUUUCCCUUCUCUGCAACUCAUCCUUGGCCACUGUCCCAGCUCGGUCAACGCCCAGACCAAGAACGGUGCCACACCUUUUUAUUUAGCCUGCCAAGAGGGCCACUUGGAGAUUAUUCAGUACUUGGUCAAAGACUGUGGGGCAGACCCUCACCUAUGCGCCAACGAUGGGAUGACGCCUCUCCAUGCUGCCGCUCAGAUGGGUCACAACACCGUCAUUGUCUGGCUGAUGAGCUUCACCGACGUCAGCCUUUCGGAGCAGGACAAGGACAGGGCGACUCCCAUGCAUUUUGCCGCCAGCGGGGGCCAUGCCAAAGUCCUGAGCUGGUUGCUCUUACACGGAGGGGAGAUUGUGGUGGACAAGUGGGGGGGGACCCCCUUGCACGAUGCUGCGGAGAACGGGGAGCUGGAGUGCUGUCAGAUCCUUGUGGUCAACGGUGUCGACCUGAGCCUCCGGGACCAGGACGGCUACACGGCGGCCGACCUCGCCGAUUACAACGGCCACCAGCAGUGCGCCCAGUACCUGCGGACGGUGGAGAACCUGAGCGUGGAGCACCGGGUGCUGUCCCGAGACCCGUCUGCCGAUGUGGAGCUCAGGCAGCCGGACUCCGGCCUGUCCUCGCCCCACACCACCGUCUCCGCCCCGCAGACCCACUUCGACUUCGGCUCCCCCAGCAGCAUCUUCUCCAAUUACGAUUCCUGCCCCUCGAGUCAUCCAACCCUUCUUUUUCUUUCCCCCACUUUUGCCCCAGGGGUUCCCGAAACAGCACUCACAGAGAUGCAAACAUACAUGGACAUGCUGAAUCCGGAGCCGGCCCCAGGGCCCGCAAAGGCAGGGGGCCAAACAUCCCCACCCCCGCCUCCCAACUUCCCAGCGCCUCCUCCCCCCUCCCACCCCAAGGGCCUCCCGCCCCCACCGGGCUAUCCGGCGCCGAACCCCCCCGAAAUGCCGCACACCGCCGAGAUCUACGUACAAGCCAAAAACAACCUCCGCCAUGUGGACAGUGAAGCUCUCAAACAAGAGAAGCCAAGGAUCCCACGGUACUCCCAUUGGUCCUCACGUCCCCGUGAUGUGCAAGCAGGGAGCAGAGAGGUGUUGCUAAUAGAGUCAAAGGCCCCAGUAAUUGGAGAGGCCAGCUCACCUGUCUCAGGUGUGCAGGAGGCAGGUGUCAGGUGUCAGGUGUCCUGCAGCUUCAGUCAGCUGGGAAGGCGGCACAGCAGGACAGGUAGCUUUCCUGUGCAGCUCACCUGCCAAGAACUGCAACAGAGUGACUCCAGCAGGAGAUCAAGAAAUUUCAGCAAACAACCCAGCACGGGAGAUUACUAUAAACGCCUGGGUGGCAUUGGAGAACAACGCGGGAGAACUAAGAUGGCCCACAGCGAGGAGGCUUCCCCUCUCUCCAGCGAGAAAGUGCAAAACGGAAGCGGUGCCGAGAAGACGCCAAGCGGAGAGGUGCCUCCCCCGCCUCCCCCCCUCCCCGAGGGCAGCUGCUCCCCCCCUCCCGCCCCUCCCCUGCCUGCCGGGAACACCCCGCCCUCAGCCAGCCAGCAAAGAUCGUCUUCUUCCAGUGGAAGCACCAAGUCUUUCAACAUGAUGUCCCCGGCGGGCGACAACUCGGAGCUGCUAGCCGAAAUCAAAGCUGGGAAGAGUUUAAAGCCAACCCCGCAGAGCAAGGGUUUCACCACUGUCUUCUCAGGCUGUGGCCCAGCGGGCAGCAGCGUUGAGUUCCCCACAUCUGGGACGCCAACGCCCCCAUCUACUCCUGAGGAAGCCUCGGGACCCAGAGCUUCUGGCUCACCCAAGCCAGAGAUCAACGGUUCCUCGCCACCCUUUGGGACCCCAACGGGCCACCCGGACCUGGAGGGCCUGAUCCCCACAUACGAUGAGCAGGGAAGGCCCAUCCCUGAGUGGAAACGCCAGGUGAUGUUCCGCAAACUUCAGAUGAAGAUCCAGGAGGAGGAAGAGCAGAGACGCAAGGAAAGAGAAGAAGAGGCACGUUGGGCUGGCAUGCCGGCAUGGAGGCGGGAUAUUUUUCGCAAAAAGAUGGAAGAAGAAAGAGUACAAAAACGCAAAGAGGAAGAAAAGCUGCGACGGGUAGAGGAGGAGAAGGAGAAGGAACAGGCUGCAAAGCUAAAGACUCUUGGGUACGAUGAGAACAAGCUCACACCGUGGCAACGGCAGAUUAUCCUCAAAAAAGGAGACAUGGUGAAGUAUUAGCCCUGUCCAUUGCUCCACGCUUUGGGGACGUCCUUCUUUUCGAUUUCAGAGCCCGGGGGCCGUGGGAGAGGCAGAGGGUCAUGGCUCCUGUCAGUUUGCUUUCUCCAGACCUUCCUCGUUCACCAUCUCCAACGCAAUUCCAGAUCCUUUCAGGAUCUCCCCCCUUGAUCCCUCGUUUUGCUAAAUUUCAUUCAUUCCUUGCUCAAAGGCCAGCCUUUGUCCUACUGAUAUCUUCCAGCUCCAACGGGUGGGAUUGGAAAGCAGCGUCUGUCCACUCUAAAGAUCAUCCCCGUCUUGCAGCAAGCUAUGAAAAGGAAAAAAACAAUCUGCAAAU
Molecule: messenger RNA, 3019 nt
Organism: Candoia aspera
Lineage: Eukaryota; Metazoa; Chordata; Lepidosauria; Squamata; Candoiidae
Product: espin-like
Exons: 15
Coding region: 1-2685 (894 amino acids)
Biological process (GO): actin filament bundle assembly
Cellular component (GO): cytoplasm
Molecular function (GO): actin filament binding
Source: RefSeq, a predicted model, not a curated record